GUCUGGUCCUAACCCGGAAGUUGUUUGUCCAGUCUCCAAAUCGCGUUGUCAGUCUUCGUAAAUAAACAUUUGCAGAAAAUGAAUGAAGUAGGCAACGGAGAGAUGUUGGGUGCCAUUUCAAUUCACAAUUUUUCGGAGAGAAUUUUGGAGCAGACCGUACACUUUCACGUCAUGAAGCUCAGUGGCGGAUUUUUUCUUUGGGUUGGCUCGAGUCCACUUCUGUCCAACCUGGCGGUUUCAAUGAGCAGCAGAUACGACCCAAUGCCAUUAUCGACAUUAGUGAUGGGGGAUCCUUCCAAUACUGCGCCAAAUUCUUUGGCACGGAGAUUAGCAAAGAAGACCGGAAAGCAAGUGUUUGUGAGUUACAAUCUCCCUGCGACAGACUCCAGCCUCUCUCUGCUUGUGGAAAACAGAAUCAAAAAGGAGCUUGAGCUUCACCCAGAGAAAUUUUGAUCCCUUAGUGUGCAUUUCUUGUUGCAGUGACAUCCACCACACACAGUCAUAGUCAUGUCCAUUGUUGUUUUUUUAUUGACACAAUAAAUUAAGUGAUUUUACUAUCAAAAUGUGUCGGCCUAUGGCUUUUGUACAAAUGUAUCAUUAAAAAAUAACACUUAGAAAACAGUAUUAGUGGCUGAGUAUUUUUUUCCCAUUGAAAACGUACAAACUAGCAAGUUGUACAGGUGGAUUAAAAUAUGAGUAAAUGCUGAAGGAAGAAGGUGGACCCUAAAACUGUCACUAGUGGUAAGACAAAAUGUUUGCUGUUACUAUGUAGUGCUUACAUAUCUACCUGUACGGUUUCUCACAUUAUCAUUACAAGGUACAUGAAUGAUACACCUGUUUGCAAAUGUACAUGAAUGAUACACCUGUUUGCAGUCCUAAGGAAUAGUUUGUAUGAAUGAACACCGAUAACAGUGAGCCCAAAUCUAGGCAGACUGGUCUAUUCUAAUCACAUAAAUUGUGCUUUCUGGCUAGAGUUAUCAAAGGAGCUGGAUUACAUCAUUACCACAGUACAAAGAACACGGAUGUGGAGUGGGAUAUUUGCUAGACAGUGUGGAAAAAAAUAAAUACUCGUUUCCCAAAACGUCAUUGAAAAUGUUGAGAUGCAUCAUAAGACAUAGAGAAAAUCAUUUCAAUGUCCGCUCAACUCUCAGGUCUGUUAGCAUUGCCAGCAGUCUCUAACAGCUACACAUAAAGUGUGCAUCAAGGUCUCCGGUUGUUCAUCGUUGCACACAACCAUCAUACACCCUCACCGACAGCUGGAAUGCUUGCUUUUAAAAAAAUCAGUGUUUACACUGACCUCCCCUCGGAGGAUAAAGUGCCACUGUGGACCACAAAUAAGAAAAAAACUUUGUGCCCAUUCAUGCAAAACAGUGGUAGUGGUUAAGCCGAUCCCUGCGUCUCCAGAUUGUUGGCUGAAAAACACAAACACUUAAUAAUAGUGUACCCUGACUUUUAGUGCAAAAUAAAGAACCAGAGAAGGCAAAUUCUGCGGAAAAUGUAUCAAUACUGAAGCUGAACCGAAUGGCUGUGUGGAAAAGGUGGGACCGUAGGAAAAGUGGGAAUUUUUGGCAUGUGAAAAUUUGCUGGCCUGAAAGAUUUGUUGCUGGGUUGAGAAAUGUGGCCCAGAAAAACCGUGGAAUUACAGGAAUAAGAAAAAUAGGUAGCCUGAAAUAAGCUUACAGUUUUUUUUUAUGUUGGAAGUUCGAAUCAUUUGGGAAGUGUGGAAAUAGUUUGAAUUCUCAAGAUCGUAGGGAAUUUGUGUUGCGGAAAAUGUGGGACUACGGGAAAAGUGGGAAUUUUUGGUGUGCUCUUCAGCAUUUACAAUUAGAAUAUUCACUGAACACAAAACAUAUUGACAAGUCCCAUUUGCCUUCACCCACUUCUUUUACUAGGACAAGACUAAAAAAAAAAGUCUCAUAAGAGACUCAUAAAGUCAAGUCAGGUGAAAUAUGUUGGCAGCUCUUGAAUCAGUCAUUUUUGCCACAAAUCAUAUAAAAUCACCUUCAUCUCCAUUUCAACCUCACUAUUAUUUCAUAACAGAUUAUCAGACCUUUAGGAAAUCUUUUUUCUUUUCAAAAUAGAGGCUGUGUCUCAAAUCGAAUACUUCCGUCAAUACCUAUAAAUAUAUGUAAUAUAUCUUACACAAUAUUAGUUCCUGAUGGCGAGAAUUUUGACAGUGUAGUGCUGUCCCAAAUCGAUUCCCGUCAUUGCACACUUACUGGAAAUGACGAUCGCAAUACUUUUAUCUUAUACAUCUUGUGUUUACUAUUUUCCACCGCAACGGGUUGUUCCUGAGCUGCCAUUAUUUCAAGUUAGUCCCCCUCCUUCCGCUACAUAGCCAAGAUGGUGACUAUUUAGGUUGGUAGUAAGGGUCCAUCACUGAGCAUUAACCCUUUUGGACGUUUUGAGUGCAACUUCCGGGUACUGACAGUGCACUGCAUUUACUGUACUUCUCAGCGUGAAUGCACUUUAUGUAUGCACUCAAAGUGGACAACGUGGAAGCACGGAAGUGCGCAAAUUGAGACACAGCCACAAGUUACAAGUUUAAUCGGGCUUCCGGUCUUGUUCAUGUUUGCGCAGCUAAUUGUGGUUAAGUUCAAACCCCAUUGGCUAUUGUGCGGUUGCCAAUCACCUCCCCACCAGUGGCCAGUGAGUAUGAGGCAGGUACCGCUGCCAGAGCGGUAGCUGCUGCAACGGUAGCACUCCCAGUGGUGGACAAGUGUAGUGGUGUGUCGUGUACGCGGGAGUAGUCCUUGUCACUCUUGGCAAGGAGAAGGUGCUGCUCACCCGGGUGGAGCAAUGUUUGACGGGUGAACGUCUCUCCGUCGGCCAGGGUCUCUGGCAAAGGUUGACCCCGCGGCUCAGGGAGCAGCAGCAGGCAGAUGAUACACAGUAGCGUGCAGCAAGCGAAGAUCACGUGAUGCAGGAAGUAGCCCUUCUGGUUGUGGAGCUCCAUGAUGGGUGCGGUGAGCAUGCCGAAACCCGCACUUGCUAGGACCAGGCCGAGACCUCCACCCCUGGUCCAAGAGAAAAAUUCAUGUAGAUGUCACAAGAUGGAGCUAGCAUGCAAAAUUUGACAUGCAACACAAAUCGCUACAUGUUGUUCGGCAAUCAAGUCUGGCGCUGUGAGCAUCACCAAACA
Dunckerocampus dactyliophorus (ringed pipefish) is the source of this 3142-nucleotide messenger RNA. It is a transcript of the gene psmg4, whose product is annotated as proteasome (prosome, macropain) assembly chaperone 4. The record is from RefSeq and is a predicted model, not a curated record. Gene Ontology annotation, biological process: proteasome assembly. The transcript has 3 exons. The coding region runs from base 79 to 453 and encodes 124 amino acids. Lineage: Eukaryota; Metazoa; Chordata; Actinopteri; Syngnathiformes; Syngnathidae.